AUGCGUUCCGGGGGCCGCGGGCGGCCCCGGCUACGGCUCGGGGAACGUGGCCUCGCGGAGCCAACCUCACCAUCCAAGCGCCGCCUGCUACGGCGGGUGCAGCUGUUGCCCCUGCUGCUGCUGACGCUGGCCGUGGGCUCGGCGUUCUACAUCAUUUGGAGCGGCUGGCACCGCAGGACGGAGAAGCUGCCGCCGGGCCAGGAGCUGCGGGCCCCGUUGAUCGGAAGCCUACCCGAAGCCCGGCUGCGGAGAGUAGUGGGGCAACUGGACCCGCAGCGUCUCUGGGGCACUUUUUUGCGCCCCCUGCUGGUUGUGAGAACCCCAGGCAGCCCCGGCAAUAUCCAAGUCAGAAAGUUCCUGGAGGCCACGCUACGGGCACUGACAGCAGGCUGGCAUGUGGAGCUGGAUCCCUUCAUGGCCUCAACGCCUCUGGGGCCACUGGACUUUGGCAACGUGGUGGCCACGCUGGACCCAGAGGCGGGCCGUCAUCUCACCCUCGCCUGCCAUUAUGACUCAAAGCUCUUCCCACCUGGGUCGGCCCCCUUUGUGGGGGCUACAGAUUCAGCUGUGCCCUGUGCCCUGCUACUGGAGCUGGCCCAGGCCCUCGAUCUGGAGCUGAGCAGAGCCAAAGAGCAGGCAGCCCCGGUGACCCUGCAGCUGCUCUUCUUGGACGGUGAAGAGGCAUUGAAGGAAUGGGGACCCAAGGACUCCCUUUAUGGCUCCCGUCACCUGGCCCAGCUCAUGGAGUCUAUACCCCACAGUCCUGGCCCCACCAGGAUCCAGGCUAUUGAGCUCUUUAUGCUUCUUGAUCUCCUGGGAGCCCCCAAUCCAACCUUCUACAGUCACUUCCCCCGCACGGUCCGCUGGUUCCAUCGGCUGAGGAGCAUUGAGAAGCGUCUGCACCAUUUGAACCUGCUGCAGUCUCAUCCCCAGGAAGUGAUGUACUUCCAACCUGGAGAGCCACCUGGCUCUGUGGAAGAUGACCACAUCCCCUUCCUCCACAGAGGCGUCCCAGUGCUCCAUCUCAUCUCCACGCCCUUCCCCACUGUCUGGCACACGCCCGCUGACACUGAGGCCAAUCUUCACCCACCCACGGUACACAACCUGAGCCGCAUCCUUGCAGUGUUCGUGGCUGAAUACCUGGGGCUCUAGCCUGCCGGCUAAUGCCCAAGAGGGGACCCUACUCUGAGCAAGACGUGCCCGGCAGGGGAUAUGUCAAGUGCACCUGGAGCUGGUGGAUCUCAGGCCAGGCCCACUGUGGGUGUGCUUGCUUGUCCUUUUUUAUACCUUUGGCUCCUACUUGUGCUCCAGUUGGAAGACCCCCUUUCCUUUGAUUAUCUUCAGGGACACAGAAGAGACCUUCAUGGGGAUGACAGCCAAAGGAAUAAGAGCUGGGCCCCUGCCCUGAGGUAAAUACUUGGUCUGAAAGUUUGCAGGGACCAAAUGCUAUUCUUUUAGUCAGCCAACCAUGGACUGGCAUCCGGACCAGCAAGCAACACCACCCAACCAAAUGAAUUCUCCAUGGCUUAUGUUUUUUUUGUUAGUUCGUUCUCCAGAAUGUCAGCCUUGCUACUGCACCAAUCCAAACCUAACUCCCACCUGGGACCCACAGAGGAUGUUCUCAUAAAUAGGAAAAGAGGAGAUGGAAACCAAUACUUAGGAACUCCAGAUUCUGCAAGACCCAAUGGGCAAUAAACUGGUAUUUAUGCAAAAUAUAUUCUGCAGAAAUAGUGUAAAUAGGUGUUGCAAGGAAAAGGGGAUCCAAGAUCAAAGAAACGGGGUAAGACAACAUUAAAUUUCUUCAGUACACGGUGUAAAUUUUCAAGAGUAAGACUGAGAAUGCAAUGGUUCCCAAAGUAUUUCACCAUGGAACCCCUUUAUUGGAAAGCACCUCACAAAAAUAGGGUACCUCAGAAGAUCCUUUGGGAAACACUGGGUUUGGACCAUUUAAGAACAUUUAUGGUAGGAAUGGGUAAGACAGACCUAGAUUCAAAGUAGUUAUACCAAACCAUCUUUCCUUUUCAGCUGUGUGUACAGCAGUAUGAGAUGUGAGGAAGUACUUCCCAACACAACCUCAUUUUUAGACUCAGCUGGAGGGCUUAAUAAAAAAAUGCAGACUCCCA
Molecule: messenger RNA, 2123 nt
Organism: Galeopterus variegatus (Sunda flying lemur)
Lineage: Eukaryota; Metazoa; Chordata; Mammalia; Dermoptera; Cynocephalidae
Gene: QPCTL
Product: glutaminyl-peptide cyclotransferase-like
Exons: 7
Coding region: 1-1152 (383 amino acids)
Molecular function (GO): zinc ion binding; glutaminyl-peptide cyclotransferase activity
Source: RefSeq, a predicted model, not a curated record